ACAACGCUAAAAGCAUAAUGCACGCUAUGAAAAUAGUAUUGCAGUUCUUGCUGCUGGGAUUUAUGACAACUACAAUUCUGUGCAGUCCAUUGAACGUUGCAGGUAUCGACGAAAGAAAUAAUAAUAGCAAUGAAGUAAAUAUGGCAAAUACACAAAUUGCUUCCAGAACGGUAGCUAAAAAACCGCACUACACAGUUGGUCAUAAUGGACGUCCCGGAUGUCGCACAGCACAAGAAAUAAAUCGUUCAUGGCGCAAUAAUAACGAUCCGACGCGUUUCUGGUUCUGCGAGGAACUUAAUAGUGAAGCUGUGGAAGUAUUUUGUCCUGCUGGCGGUUACAUGAAUGAGUUCAGUUUGUGUGUGCCCUGGAAUAUGUGGGAAUGGCUUCCACCACAGGAUCCUCCAACAAUGAGCAUGGCAUAAGAAUUUCAUGGCAUAUAAUUGAUAUCCCUAAGAAAAUAGUUUUAUUAUAAAUUCAUUUUUCCAAUAAAAAUUUUGAAAUUGUAAAAUG
Teleopsis dalmanni is the source of this 510-nucleotide messenger RNA. RefSeq lists its product as uncharacterized. The transcript has 2 exons. Bases 18 to 422 code for a protein of 134 amino acids. Lineage: Eukaryota; Metazoa; Arthropoda; Insecta; Diptera; Diopsidae. The record is from RefSeq and is a predicted model, not a curated record.